Phaeoacremonium minimum UCRPA7 is the source of this 1062-nucleotide messenger RNA. Its product is annotated as putative allantoicase protein. The record is from RefSeq and is a predicted model, not a curated record. NCBI's taxonomy places the organism in Eukaryota, Fungi, Ascomycota, Sordariomycetes, Togniniales, Togniniaceae. Gene Ontology annotation, molecular function: allantoicase activity. Bases 1 to 1062 code for a protein of 353 amino acids. Gene Ontology annotation, biological process: allantoin catabolic process. The transcript has 2 exons.
AUGGCUGAAGAUUACGGCUACACCCUUGACACUGUCAAGGCCACCCCUGUUGCAAGUGCCGAGAUUGACAAGACUUUCCGCUCAAGCUCCAUAGUAUCCGCUGCUCUAGGUGGUAAGGUUCUUGGCUUCUCGGAUGAGUGGUUUGCAGAAGCCUCAAAUCUACUAAAUCCAAAGGCCCCUAUUCGGGAUGCGGGUCGCAUGGUCUACACCGGCGCCUGGUAUGAUGGCUGGGAGACUCGGAGACACAACCAGGAGCCGUUCGACUGGGUAGUCGUCCGCCUGGGCGUUGCAUCUGGCAUUGUUGAGGGCAUUGAGGUCGACACGGCCUUCUUCUCCGGCAACCACGCCCCUGCAAUCACUGUCGAGGGCUGCUUCAACCUGAAGGACGAGGAGGUCCUGUCCUGGAAGGGUGGCCGUGGAGGAUGGGAGCCAAUUCUCAGCAUUCAGGAGUGCGGGCCAUCUCAGAGAUUCGGCUGGAAACUCGAUGAGCCUACAAAGAAGCCUUACACGCAUGUGAGACUGAACAUGUACCCUGACGGAGGUAUCGCGAGAUUCAGGCUCUUUGGGCAUGCCGUACCGGUGUUCCCCGAGGAUAAAGAGGCCAUCUUUGAUCUCGCCGCUGCACAGAAUGGCGGCGUGGCGGUGUCAUGUAGCGACCAGCACUUCGGCACCAAGGACAACCUCAUUCUUCCUGGUCGAGGCAAGGAUAUGGGUGACGGAUGGGAGACAUCACGGUCUCGGACCAAGGGCCACGUUGACUGGACCAUCAUCCGGCUCGGUGCUCCAGGCUUUAUCCAGAAUUUUAUUGUUGACACAGCCCACUUCCGGGGCAACUUCCCUCAAAAGGUGAAGCUGGACGCCAUCGAGUGGAAGGGAGAGGGUGAGCCGGGGCCUGAGGCUGAGGGAUGGGCAGAGAUUGUUGAGCCCAGCAAAUGUGGUCCGGACAAGGAGCAUGAGUUCGAUUCGAAAAUCAAGGAUAAGCCCAUCACUCAUGUGAAGCUCACCAUUAUCCCAGAUGGAGGUGUCAAAAGACUACGUGUAUUUGGAAAGAGAGCAAUUUAA